Scleropages formosus (Asian bonytongue) is the source of this 1745-nucleotide messenger RNA. RefSeq names its product NEDD4 family-interacting protein 2-like. The transcript is spliced from 9 exons. Gene Ontology annotation, biological process: positive regulation of protein ubiquitination; ubiquitin-dependent protein catabolic process; vacuolar transport. Gene Ontology annotation, cellular component: perinuclear region of cytoplasm; endoplasmic reticulum; Golgi apparatus. The coding region runs from base 217 to 924 and encodes 235 amino acids. NCBI's taxonomy places the organism in Eukaryota, Metazoa, Chordata, Actinopteri, Osteoglossiformes, Osteoglossidae. The record is from RefSeq and is a predicted model, not a curated record. Gene Ontology annotation, molecular function: WW domain binding.
UGCGGUUCUAUUUCGUACUUCAAAAUUUGUACGGAAAAUUUGACCGAAACAUUCAGGUUUGCGUUACUCAUAACUCCAUGAUGCAAUACUACGGAAACAAGGGGCAUUUUAUUUCUCAGCAGUCCCUGGCCAAACUGGUGAAAAAAGAGGGGAAAAGAAGGUUUAAAAUUGGCUAGCUCAUGAUUAGCUAGCAUCGAACACCCACAACAAACAAAGAUGGAGCGUCAUCAAGCGGUCAGCCGAUACCAAGUGUUAAACAAUGAGGAUUAUCGCUCUGAAUGGUCCCUCAGAAGUGAGGUAUCCACCACCACCACCACCCCACACCCUUCUGAUGAACCCACAGUACCAGUGGAAUCAGAGGCUCCGCCCCCACCUUAUACUAGUGUAGGACUGGGAGCAACUGCAGCUCCAGAUGGUGGCUUUCAGAGUGAUUUUCCUCUGCCGCCCCCAUAUAGUGUUGCCACUUCCUUGCCCACUUACGAUGAAGCAGAAAAAGCCAAAGCUGCAGCCAUGGCAGCCUCCACUGUGCAUGUGGUUCAGCAGGAGGAUGAUUUUCCACCACAAGAUGAUUUCAGUGAUGCUGAUCAACUGAGAGUUGGCGGUGAUGGAGUAUUCAUGUUAGCCUUUUUCAUGUCCUUCCUAUUCAAUUGGAUUGGAUUUUGCCUGUCUUUCUGCCUCACCAACACCAUAGCAGGGAGGUACGGAGCGAUUUGUGGGUUUGGACUUUCCCUCAUCAAGUGGAUCCUCAUAGUACGGUUUUCAGAUUAUUUUACUGGAUAUGUCAAUGGUCAGUAUUGGCUGUGGUGGAUAUUCCUUGUGCUUGGUCUCUUGCUGUUCUUCAGAGGAUUUGUGAACUACCUGAAAGUGCGUAACAUGUCCGAGAACACAGUAGCAUCCAGCAGAAUGCGAUUCUUCUUGUACUAGUGAUUGUUGCAGUUGGCAUUCCUUCCAAUGUGAAAUUCACUUUUCAUUUACAACCUGCCAAAUUUACUGGACUCAGAGCUGCAGAAGCCAGGAAGUUGUUCACAUAAAUAAAAUUCCAGCAGGAUAUACAUAUAGAAAUACAUUGGAGUUUCAUAUGAAUAUUUAGCUUUCUCCAUUUUAAUUUCUUUUAGUUUCUGCAGUUCAGCAGUCUUGUUUUAUAUGUCUGUGAUGGUAUUAUAACCUUGUUAAUGUGAAAAUCUUUGUAAUGUCCUAAAAUAUGCAUAUAGCCAGAAUUAAAUCUUUAUGCAUUGGAGAAAUUAUGCAAAAAUACAAUGAUGGGCGCUGUGUAAAUGAAUAUUUAUACUGGAAGCCAAAACCUUUUGUAGGAUUUCUCAUAAAUCUUAGUCCAUUGAAACUUAUUUUUCACUAAAAUGAUUUUUCACAAAUGUUAAUCAUCUUGUCAAACUGGACAGGGACUUGUAUGUGCCCUUUUGACCUAUUGUAAUGCUCAGCAAAAAGUUUUUAAGUGACAGUUUGUAACUUUCCUAAGAUUAUCUUUUAUGUUUGUUGACUUUAAUUGUAAGCAAAUGAAUUUUAGUGUGGGUGUGUGUGUGUAUUUGUUUUGUAUUGUAGCCUGUCUUGUAACAUUUCCAUGAUAUUUUCUUAAUCAUCUCAACAGUCUUCCUUUAAAAUGGUUAAGUAUGGUUAAUCUUUUUUUUUAGUAAUUUCAAGGACCUCUGCUGUUUUAUUGGACUGUUACCAUUUGUUGUAUAAUGGAUUGUGUCUGCCUCAUGUAAAUUUAAAUUUGUAAAAUGCCAUUA